GCAAUUAUAUGAUUCUUUCGAUUUGAAAUAAAGUGAAUGCGAUUUUCUUGUACCACGACUGCAACUUCAACUACGCUUGUUGAUUCCGAAUCGUGGUAUUUUGGUUUUAUUCCAAAGGAACAAAUUAUUCUUAUGAAAUUAAAGUUUAAUUAUAGUUGAUAACAAUGAAUUCUGGUGCAGCGAAUCUAACCGUAAAAAUCCAUCCUGUAGUAUUAUUUUCUAUAAUUGAUUCAUAUGAGCGAAGAAAUGAUCUGCAACAUCGAGUUAUCGGCACACUACUUGGUAUUCAUGAAAAGGGAGCCGUAGAAGUCACCAAUUGCUUAUGUAUUCCUCACAAUGAGUCAGAAGAUGAGGUAGCUGUAGAUAUGGAAUUUGCUAAAGCAAUGUAUGAAUUACAUAAGAAGGUUAAUCCAAGUGAAGUGAUUGUUGGGUGGUAUGCCACUGGUGCAGAUGUGACUGGACAUUCCGUUCUAAUUCAUGAUUACUACAGCCGUGAAACAAAUAAUCCUGUUCAUUUAACAGUCGACACUUCUUUGUCAGAAGGCAGUGUUACCUGGAAAGCUUUUACAAGCACGUCUUUUGGGGUCCCUGGAAAGAAUACAGGAACUAUGUUUACUCCAUGUAAAGUAGAAAUUGUUGGCUAUGAACCUGAACUUGUGGGAAUGAAACUGGCCCAGCAAACUAAAUACAACAAACAGCGAAGUGCGGAAAUUUUACCUGAUUUGGAUUUAAUCAACAAUGCAAUUCUUGACAUGCUGAAACUAUCAGUUGUGGUGAUUGAAUAUGUUGAUGAUGUUUUAGCAAACAGAAAACCUGCUGAUAAUUCUGUGGGGCGUACUUUAAUGGAUAUUGUACAGAGUGUUCCACAAAUGACACCCGAGGAGUUCCAGGAAAUGUUAAAUUCCAACAUGAAGGACUUAUUGAUGGUCUUGUAUCUCUCUAAUCUCACCAGAAGUCAACUAGCAUUACAUGAAAAAAUAAGUUUUCUGUAAUAUAUUAAUAAAAACAGCUUGAAGCUAAUGUUUUGUUCAAUAUUUCAUACAAUAAAAGCACAAUAUAAACAAGUGA
Molecule: messenger RNA, 1068 nt
Organism: Parasteatoda tepidariorum (common house spider)
Lineage: Eukaryota; Metazoa; Arthropoda; Arachnida; Araneae; Theridiidae
Gene: eIF3f1
Product: eukaryotic translation initiation factor 3 subunit f1
Biological process (GO): translational initiation
Cellular component (GO): eukaryotic translation initiation factor 3 complex, eIF3m
Molecular function (GO): translation initiation factor binding; metallopeptidase activity; translation initiation factor activity
Source: RefSeq, a predicted model, not a curated record